GUACUUUAACAACAAAACAAAGCAAAAAUCUCCAUUCAAUCCCCUGCCAUCUCUUCUUUUUCUCUCCCCGUUCUCUGCGUCGCCGGUCGACUUGAUACCAUGGACGGCUCACCAAUGAACCGUCUACCACAAGACACUCUCCACCAGAUUUUCUCAUCUCUCCCACUUCGUCAAAUCAUGAUUUGCAGAUCCGUCUGUAAGUUCUUCAAUCAAAUGUUGACCUCACCAUUCUUCGUGGACCUAAUUUCCACCCAGCCCCCGCUGCGCUUCCUCGCUCUCCGCCCUCCACACCACCACCACCACCACCAUCAAAGACAAAACAGUCACGUCUCAGCCGUACCUUACCUCCACGUGUUCGAUCCAGACCAGAAUCAAUGGCUCAAGUUCAGUCUCAGCUUUUUACCUUUCAGGUCACCUCACCCGGUGGCGUCAGCGAGUGGACUCAUUUACCUCUGGGGUGAAUCACCCACCUCGAUCGAAUCAAACAGGUCACUCGUUGUCUGUAACCCCUUGACCCGCCAAUUUCAGGUGCUCCCUCAACUUGGCUCGGCCUGGUCACGACACGGAUCUGUCCUGGUUGACUCCGUUAACCACCGAGUCAUGGUAUUAACUGAACUCGCUGCUUUAUAUUUCUCGAACACAAACAAGACAAACUCGUGGUUAACUUUCUCCGCUAAUUUACCAUCAAAACCCAGAAGCCCAAUUCUAUUAUCGGACUCUGUUUUCGCUUUAUGCGAUGUUGGGUCUCCAUGGAGAUCUCAAUGGAAGCUUUUUACAUGUAUACUGUCGAAACUUAAUAACAAUUAUAACAAUUGGGUUUGUUUAGAAAGGCAUGAAUGGGGAGAUAUUCUUGAUAUUAUAAAACGACCACGUUUGGUUCGGGGAAAGGGAAAUAAAUUGUUGAUGAUUGGAGGGUUAAAGUCGGAUUUAUCGUUGAAUCCAUCGUGUUCGACGAUUUUGAUAUUGAGGCUGGAUUUAGAGAGAUUGGAAUGGGAGGAGGCAGGGAGAAUGCCGGAGGACAUGUAUAGGAGUUUUCAGGAAUCGAGUAAGUUGAAGGUUUUUGGUGGCGGGGAUAGGGUUUGUUUCUCGGCCAAGAGAAUGAGGAAAUUGGCUUUGUGGGAUGAUUGUGAUGGUGUUGUUUGGAGGUGGAUUGAAGGAGUGCCUGGAGGUGGAGAUGGGCUUUGCAGAGGGUUUGUUUUUGAGGCUGGUCGUACUGCAUUGCCUUGAACUGUUGCAAACAUACUUCAAGGCAAGAAGAGGCAAGAAGAUAUGUUUCCGGGAGUAAAUCUUCUGAAUUUUAAAUUUCAACGAGUGUAAAGAAUGGAUCCAUGGAAGGUUUGUCGGAGAAGAUUUCUGCCUGCAAAAAGUUUUCUUCGGUUGAUUCACCUGUUUCUCGAGAACUCUAUAUGUGGUUGAAUCACGGGGAGAUGAGGUUCCAAUUACAGCCACAGCUGUUUUCAACCUAGGAUGAUCUUAAGGUCCCUGUUUUCCGAAGUUUUAAUCAAUCCCUCUUAUGAUUCUCGUUUAUUGUCCAGCCAGAAAUAAGCCCUUUAAAUUUAUCCCUUUUCUAUUUAGAAAAAAAGAAAAGAUUUCUUAUAUUGGACAACUGCAAUGCAUCUGGUUGGUUGUGGAUUAUGAUGGUGGCUAUACAACUUGCAUUUGUCUUUACUUUGAUUAAUUAUGAACUCAAAGCCUGUACCUAAUCCCUAAUUAUUGACCUUUUGUUUAA
Messenger RNA from Populus euphratica (Euphrates poplar), 1729 nucleotides. RefSeq names its product F-box family protein. The record is from RefSeq and is a predicted model, not a curated record. Gene Ontology annotation, molecular function: protein binding. The transcript is spliced from 2 exons. Bases 100 to 1227 code for a protein of 375 amino acids. NCBI's taxonomy places the organism in Eukaryota, Viridiplantae, Streptophyta, Magnoliopsida, Malpighiales, Salicaceae.